This is a messenger RNA of Calliphora vicina (urban bluebottle blowfly), 2241 nucleotides long. RefSeq lists its product as uncharacterized. Gene Ontology annotation, biological process: DNA integration. Bases 1 to 2241 code for a protein of 746 amino acids. The transcript has a single exon. The record is from RefSeq and is a predicted model, not a curated record. Gene Ontology annotation, molecular function: nucleic acid binding. NCBI's taxonomy places the organism in Eukaryota, Metazoa, Arthropoda, Insecta, Diptera, Calliphoridae.
AUGUAUGUUGAUGAUGCUCUUUAUGGAGCUCCUGAUAUCCCUACUGCAAUCCAGGCUAGGGAUCAGUUGAUCUUAGCUCUUAAUUCCGCAGGCUUUAACGUUCGUAAAUGGACGUCAAACUCACCAGAAAUCCUUGCAGGUAUUCCAAAAUCCGAUCUUUUACAAGAAGAUUUCUGCGAAUUUGAAGAUACUAGUAAUGCUAAAACUCUUGGAAUACGAUGGAACGUGAAAUCGGAUGUUUUUUAUUUUUCCGCAAAAGCUUUGUCCAAGCGAGAAAAUAUCACAAAGCGGCAAAUGUUGUCUGAAAUAUCAAAACUGGUUGAUCCCGCUGGUUGGCUCUCUCCAUUUAUUAUAUUGUCCAAGAUUUUAAUGAGAAAAAUUUGGGAAUCUAAAUCCGAUUGGGAUGAAUGUUUACCGGAUGACUGUCUUCAUGAUUGGAAACUAUUCAUUCAACACUAUCCAGAAAUUGAGAAUGUAAAAAUACCAAGAUGGGUUUCAUUUUCUCCAAAAUGCAAAAUAGAAGUUCAUGGAUUUUGUGACGCUUCCGAAAGGGCUUAUGCAGCGGCCAUUUAUGUCCGAGUUACAAUUCAUGAAUCCGUACAUGUCCAUUUAUUAACGGCAAAAUCAAAAGUCGCUCCUGUUAAAUGCAUUUCGCUUCCAAGACUUGAACUCUGCGGUGCCGUACUUCUUUCAAAUAUGAGUGAUUCCAUACUUCCUUCUUUAAAGAUUCCUGAACACAAUGUUUUCAAAUGGUCGGAUUCUACUAUUGUGCUUUCGUGGCUACAAAAAACACCUAGUUACUGGAAAACAUUUGUUGCGAACAGGGUGUCUAGGAUUCUUCAGACUGUGGGAUGUGACAAUUGGCGUCAUGUACCAUCUCAUUUUAAUCCAGCAGAUAUUGCGACUCGCGGUCUAUAUCCACAAGCAUUAGCUAAUAAUGAUCUUUGGUGGUGUGGACCAAAAUGGUUGAAACGUCCAUCUAAUGAAUGGCCAAAAUCUAAUUUACCCUACGAGGAAACUGAGGAAGAGAAAAAACCAAUUAAAGCAAAUUUUUCAUAUUUUUCCAACUAUGACGAUGUUCUAGAUCGUUUUUCAAAAUUCCCAAAUGCAAUACGAACACUUUGUUAUGUCUUUCGGUUUAUUCAUAGAACAUUGCCAAGGUAUAGAACAUCCUUCCAUUAUGAAUCCACAUCGAUAUCGCCUCAAGAAGUUAUCCAAGUUCGAGAUCGUCUCAUCCAAAUUGCCCAAAAGGUUACCUAUCCCAAUGAAUAUAAGGCUAUAGAAAAUCACGAGAACAUAUCUAAAACUAGCUCAAUCUUAAACUUAAAUCCCUUUCUUGACUCCAAAAAGCUGAUUCGCGUCAAUGGAAGACUCGCUAAUUCCACAUCAUUAUCAUAUGACGAACGAUUUCCACUAAUUCUCCCAUAUAAUUGCAGACUUUCUAAACUAUUGGUUAGUUUUACUCAUUCCCUUUCCCUUCAUGGAGGAAACCAACUUGUAUUACGUCUCAUUCGAAUGCAAUUUUGGAUUCCAAGAUUGAAAAAUUUGAUUAAAACAGUGAUACAUAAUUGCAAACAGUGUGUUCUUCAUAAAGGAAAAGUAACAACACAAAUUAUGGCCGCAUUGCCUCCAGAGCGCACUGAAUUACAGCGUCCCAUUUACAAUACUGGACUAGAUUUCGCAGGUCCAUUUGACUUAAAAAGUUUCACAGGUAGAGCUUGUCGAUUAACUAAGGGAUAUGUGUGCGUCUUUGUGUGCUUCGCCACAAGGGCCAUUCAUCUGGAGGCUACUACAGACCUUUCAACUCCUUCAUUCAUGGCAGCAUUUAAUCGAUUUGUAGCUAGUGGAUUUCCAUUAACAUUAUUUUCAGAUAACGGAACAACCUUUAUCGGUGCUUCGAGACAAAUGGCAAAAGAUUUUCUUUUAACAUCUAGAUCUGAACUUACAAACCACUUCACUUACCAGAAUAUCCAAUGGCAUUUCAUACCACCAGGAUCUCCACAUAUGGGUGGUCUCUGGGAAGCGGGUGUCAAAAGUUUUAAGGCUCAUUUCCGUAAAGUAGCUGGUCCCUUUAAGUACACUUUUGAAGAAUUCUCAACAUUACUUGCAAGAAUAGAAUCGUGUUUGAAUUCGAGGCCAAUCUCACCAAUGUCCGAAGAUCCAAUGGAUUUGAAUGCUUUAACUCCCAGACAUUUUCUGACUGGCAGUCCUCUACUUGCGCCACCCGAUCCUAAAAUUUAA